This is a messenger RNA of Trematomus bernacchii (emerald rockcod), 3884 nucleotides long. RefSeq names its product sema domain, seven thrombospondin repeats (type 1 and type 1-like), transmembrane domain (TM) and short cytoplasmic domain, (semaphorin) 5Ba (gene sema5ba). Gene Ontology annotation, molecular function: semaphorin receptor binding; chemorepellent activity. Lineage: Eukaryota; Metazoa; Chordata; Actinopteri; Perciformes; Nototheniidae. Bases 461 to 3847 code for a protein of 1128 amino acids. Gene Ontology annotation, biological process: negative regulation of axon extension involved in axon guidance; axon extension; semaphorin-plexin signaling pathway. The transcript has 24 exons. The record is from RefSeq and is a predicted model, not a curated record.
GGACGGACGCGUUUUUGUUGCGACACUCUUCCAGCUCUUCGGGGGUGUCCAAGCGCACUUCCUCCCCAUUGCGCUUUCAAAUCUUUCCCUUACUAUCCCAGCUUCUUACUAACCCCCCUCCCCCACUUCCCCCGGCCCCCCUCCCCUCUACCGGGUGGUUUCGUCCGACUCUUGCGGAGAGAGAGAGCGCAGUUGUCGGCUGCAGGUCGCCGGAGAGGGACGCACCACAGAGGCUGAGGACGCAGCACUAGAACCCGAUUAGGUUCCGUUUCUAUUGUUUCUCUGUGUAUCUCUGCCUGGCAUUUGUCAUCAACUUGGGGAAUUACAAUCAUCUUCCAAGGAGUCUGAAAAGGACAGACCACCCCCCCCCCCCAAAAAAAAAACACUACCCACAACCCAGUGAUGCUUAGCUGCUGUAUCCCAGAGGCCCACCUUGGCAGUUAGAGGAGAGGUCAUCACCAUGACGACGACCUCGCAGGACCCCGCCCCCUCGUUAAUGGCCGCCCUCCUCCUCUUCCUCCUCCUCCUCCUCCCCACGGUCUCCAUGCAGACCCCGGUCGACCCCACGACCCCGUCGCUCUUCGACCCGCUGACCCAGCCUGAGUGCACCAAGAAGGAACAUCCCAAGGUCUCCAUCCAAGCGCUCAGUCCGUGGAUCUCCUCGUUCUCCCGCCCCGGCGUGAGAGACUUCUCGCAGCUCACCCUUGACCUGACGAGGAAUGAGCUUAUUGUGGGUGCCAGGAACUUCCUGUUCAGACUGGACCUCAGUAACAUGUCGCUGAUACAGGCGACGGAGUGGGCACCGGACGAGGACACCCGGCGGUCGUGUCAGAGCAAAGGCAAAACAGAGAUUGAAUGUCAAAACUACAUCAGAGUCCUGCUGGUGAACAAGACUGAGGUCAUGUCCUGCGGAACCAAUGCUUUCCAGCCCCAAUGCAUUACCAGAGAGGUGGGGAACCUGAGCAGCGUGUUGGAGCGGGUGAACGGCGUGGCUCGCUGUCCGUACGAUCCGCGGCACAACUCCACGGCGGUGGUGACGGAGAGCGGAGAGCUGUACGCCGCCACCGUCAUCGACUUCUCCGGCCGGGACCCCGUCAUCUACCGCAGCCUCGGAGGCAUGCCCCCCCUCCGGACCGCCCAGUACAACUCCAAGUGGCUCAACGAGCCUCACUUCAUCUCGGCCUACGACAUCGGCCUCUUCACCUUCUUCUUCCUGCGGGAGAACGCCGUGGAGCACGACUGUGGGAAGACGGUGUAUUCUCGAGUGGCGCGAGUCUGUAAGAACGACAUUGGCGGGCGGUUCCUCCUGGAGGACACGUGGACCACCUUCAUGAAGGCCCGGCUCAACUGCUCGCGCUCGGGGGAAAUCCCUUUCUACUACAACGAGCUGCAGAGCACCUUCUACCUGCCGGAGCAAGACCUCAUCUACGGCAUCUUCACCACCAACGUCAACAGCAUAGCAGCGUCGGCGGUGUGUGCCUUCAACCUGAGCGCCAUCUCGCAGGCCUUCAACGGGCCUUUCCGCUCCCAGGAGAACCCCCGCUCCACCUGGCUGCCCACCGCCAACCCCAUCCACAACUUCCAGUGCGGCACUAUAAACGACGAGGGUCCCAACGAGGGUCUGACGGAGCGCAGCCUGCAGGACGCCCAGAGGCUCUACCUGAUGAACGACGUGGUGCAGCCGGAGUCCGUGGACCCGCUCGUCAUGCAGGACGACGUGCGCUUCUCCAACCUGGUGGUGGACAUCGUGCAGGGCAUGGACACCCUCUACCACGUCAUGUACAUCAGCACAGAAUACGGCACCAUCUUGAAGGCCCUUGCUACGCCCAAUAAGAACCUGCAGGGGUGUUAUCUGGAGGAGAUGGAGCUCCUCCCAGUGGGGGUGCGGGAACCCAUCCUGAGUCUGCAGAUCCUCCACAGCGACAGGUCGCUCUUCGUCGGGCUCAACAACAGAGUCCUGAAGAUCCCGCUGGAGAGGUGCUCCACCUACAAGACGGAGACGCUGUGUUUGGAGGCCAGGGACCCGUACUGCGGCUGGGACUUCAGGCAGAGACGGUGCACCACGCUGGAGGAGAGCUCCAACAUGAGUCAGUGGAAGCAGAACAUCACCGUGUGUCCGCUGCGAAACCAAACCACCAAUGGCGGCUUCGGACCGUGGGCGCCAUGGCAACCCUGCAACAACGAUGACGGCGUGGACGGCGUCAGUUCCUGUUUGUGUCGCUCCAGGUCAUGUGACAGCCCGGGGCCUCGAUGUGGCGGCAAAAACUGUGAGGGUUCAACCAUCGAAGUGUCCAACUGCUCCAGAAACGGAGGCUGGACGCCGUGGUCGUCAUGGGGACAGUGCAGCACCACCUGUGGGACGGGCUUCGAGCUGCGUCAGCGAUCCUGUAACAACCCGUCCCCCCGACACGGUGGACGAGUGUGUGUGGGGCCGAGCAGGGACGAGAGGUUCUGUAAUGAAGGCGUGUCCUGCCCUCAGCCCAUCUUCUGGUCCCCGUGGGGCUCCUGGACCAAGUGCAGCACCGAGUGUGGGGGGGGCGUCCACUCCAGGGUCCGCAGCUGUGAGAACGGCAACAGCUGCCCAGGAUGUGCACUGGAGUACAAGGCGUGUAACCUGGAGGCGUGUCCUGAGGUGAAGAGGAACACCCCCUGGACCCCCUGGAUGCCCGUCAACGUGACUCAGGGGGGGGCUCGUCAGGAGCAGAGGAUACGCUACAUGUGCCGCGCCCACCUGUCCGACCCCCACGAGCUGCAGAUCGGACGCAGGAAGGUGGAGACGCGCUUCUGCCCCAACGACGGGACCGCCGCCUGCGAGACAGACACCCUGGUGGAGGAGCUUCUGAAGACUCCUGUGGUGCGAGUGGCCGGUGCCGGCUGGUCGUCAUGGGAGACGUGGUCCAGCUGCUCUCAGAGCUGUGCCAAAGGGUACCGAACCCGCCGGAGGUCGUGCUCCGGGCCGGAGGGGAAGAGCGCGCCCGUGGCCUGCCGAGGGUCUCCGGUGGAGUACCAGGACUGUAAUGUGCAGGCGUGUCCCGUGAAAGGUGCGUGGUCCUGCUGGUCGUCCUGGUCCCAGUGCUCAGUGGGCUGUGGGGGGGGUCACUACCAGAGGACUCGCUCCUGUAACAACCCGGCGCCCGCUAACGGAGGGGAAAUCUGCCUGGGCCUCCACACUGAGGAGGCGCUGUGCAACACACACACCUGCGAUGAUGGUUGUGUGUUGAGAAGGGAGCAGAUGGAGCAGAGUGAGCAGCCUGACGGUGAGCAGCUGACUGAUAGGAAAGGUGGCUGGAUGGCCUGGUCGCUGUGGUCCGCCUGCGAUGACUCUGGCCUGCAGAUGAGGAGUCGGGUGUGUGGAGCUCAGGGAAGCUUGCCCUGUUUGGGGAACAGCACUCAGAGAAGAGACUGCAACGAAAUACCCGUCAUUCUCCCUGCAUCUGGUUUUGAUAAGGACCAACACUGUGGAGCGUUCACCUCCAUCCACCUGAUCGCCACUGGAGUUUCCUGUUUCCUGGGGGCGGGGCUUCUGUCCUUCUUGAUCUAUGUCUACUGUCAGCGCUUCCAUAAGCCUUCGCAGGAGUCAGCCGUCAUCCACCCCACCACCCCCAACCACCUCAACUACAAGGGCAACACCACGCCAAAGAACGAGAAGUACACACCCAUGGAGUUCAAGACGCUCAACAAGAACAACCUGCUGCCGGAUGAAAGAUCUAACUUCUUCCCGACGCCGCUCCAACAAACCAACGUCUACACCACCACCUACUAUCCCACGGCACUCGGCAAAUUCGACUACCAGCCAAACUCCUCCCCCUCGCCCUGUAGGACCUACAACCAAAACAACAACAGCUGAGACUCGCCCCUCCAUCUCUCCGAACCCCCCCCACCCA